This is a messenger RNA of Bursaphelenchus okinawaensis, 2017 nucleotides long. Lineage: Eukaryota; Metazoa; Nematoda; Chromadorea; Rhabditida; Aphelenchoididae. The record is from the annotation of a GenBank genome assembly.
AUGAGCUCUCCCAAGGUUCGGCUUCGGAACGGUGAGAUCGAAGGUCGAUUAAUCGACCGAGAAAGUGUCGCUUUCCUCGGCAUUCCCUAUGCUCGGCCACCGGUCGGCAGUUUGAGGUUUAAGGUGAGGGAAGAUAAGUUAUUUUUAAAAAGUUUUGUCAUUUUUUUUGAUAAAAAGUUAAAUUAAAAAAAAUAUAUCUCAAGUUGAACAUAAAUCUAUUAUCAGCAAACGAACACUAAUAAUUAAUUACAGAAGCCAGAGCCGGCUCCCAAAUGGGACGGUGUCAAAGACUGUACCAAGUUUGGUCCCCACUGUCCCUAUAUAGCGUCCCAUACGGACAGAUUAACUGAUUCGAGUGAGGACUGCCUCUACCUCAAUGUCUAUGCCCCAUACCCGGAUGGAAAGGUAAGUAAUAACUAUUUUAUUUCAAAAAGUAAUUUUAGUUCAAAAAAGACCUGCCAGUCUUUGUCUACAUUCAUGGAGGCGGAUUUGUGAUGGACUGCUCGAACAAACUGGGGGUGGAUAACAUCGGACGGUAAGUAUAUUGAGCUCAAAGUAAAUGUAAAAGUGUGAAAGUAAAUCCUGAAAGCAUAAAAGAGUUAUGCUUUUGAUAUAAAAGAGAUACGUUUUGUUCUUUCCAACACCAAUAUCUUAAAAUUCUAUUAUUGUAGCCACCUCUGUUCGAAAGACAUUGUGGUCGUAUCUUUGAACUACCGCCUGGCCAUACUCGGUUUCCUCUGUUGGGGCAAAGAAUACAAAGGCAAUUACGGCCUAUUCGACAUGAAAAUGGCACUAGAAUGGGUGGUGCACAACAUUGGCACGUUUGGAGGUAACCCCUCCAAUGUUACAGUAGGCGGUCAAUCAGCUGGAGCUGCUGCUGUCGACCUGCUAGCCAUUUCCCCGUUGACCAGAGACCUCUUCCAGAACUGUAUCAACUUUGCCGGUUCAUCGUACUGUGCCUUCGCCCUCAGGCAACCUCAGAAUGUGAAGCAGACGGCGACUGAGUUCGCGAGGAAGAAGUUGGGAGCAGAGGAGGAGGCCAAGGAUUCAGAAGUGUUGGAGCUUCUGAAGACUGUGGAGGGCAAGAAGUUGGCCAUAGAAGGCUUGGCUAACUACGGGCCUGUGAUUGACGGAGAAUUCUUUCCAGAAGAGUUGGAGGCCCUGAGGCGAAGUGCUCCAAAGAAGACGGUACUGGUUGGAGUGACUGAACAAGAGUGUCUGACCUUUGGUGAGUAUGACAUCCAACUUAUAACUUGUAAUAUAUUGUUAUAGGCACGAUAUCGAAGCAGUUUCCAUCCCUCAGAGAGUCAGUGCCAUUUUAUGUUCGUAUCAUCUCGGAAACCUUGGAUCCAGAAGUUGCUGUCGCGAUCUACGAUAAGGUUGUAGACGAUUCUUUGCCAGAUUCAGACAAUAAUAAGUUUGAACAGUUCGUCAAGGUAUCUAACUUUUUAAAACGUGUUACUGUAAUUACAGUUCCUGUCCGAACUGUUCUUCAACUACGGUACCCACAAGAUGGUGAAGCAUCGUGUAGAUCGUGGUGAAGACGUGUAUCUCUUCCAGUUCAAAUACUUCAAAGAAGGAACCAACGGGUCUUACGGUAAAAUGCUACCGUACCAAGCGGCCUCCCACUGUAUGGAGCUACCGUAUAUGUUGGGGAAGAGUUAUGUUGAUGAUGGAGACUUCGAUCCAGAUGACACGGAUCACAAGAUGAUCGAUAUCUUCACUGGGUAUCUGUCUAACUUUGUCAAAACUGGGUAAGUGAUAAGAUUAUUAAUUGAUGAAGAUAAUAAUUAAAACAAAUAAUAGUUAUGGGCGAUUAUUGUAGUUGAAUCCGGAGGCUAAGAGUAAUUACUGUAUUUAUAGGAACCCAAAUGGACAAGAUUUGGUAAAGUGGAAUAAGGUGAACCAAGAAAACUACGCUAGUCAUCUGUGCAUCGAUCUGGAACCGGAAAUGCACGAUCACGGAUUCUACAGUAACCACGUUUCGGAGUUUGAUCAGCUUUUCAAGAAUAACUAA